AUGGGGAAUCAAACAGGGGUCUUGGAUUUUCUCCUGUUGGGUCUAUCUGACCAACCAGAGCAGCAGCAACUCCUCUUCAGACUGUUUCUGGGCAUGUACUUCCUUGGGACACUGGGGAACCUGCUCACCAUACUGGCAAUCUCUUUUGAUUCCCAUCUCUACACCCCUAUGUACUUCUUCCUCAACAACCUAUCUUUCCUUGAUCUCUGUUUUGCCUCCACCACAGUUCCCAAGAUGUUGAUAAAUUAUCUGUUAGAGAGUAAUGUCAUCUCCUAUGCAGAAUGCCUGGCUCAAAUGUAUUUCUAUAUUGCCUUUGGUACUUCAGACAGCAUCCUUCUCUCAGCCAUGGCCUAUGACCGCUAUCUGGCUGUCUGUCACCCUUUACACUAUGGCAUAGUCAUAACACCACACCUUUAUGCCCUGUUGGUGACUGCGCCUUGGGUUUCUACUCAUCUCAUUGCAAUGGUUCUUAGCAUAUUUAUAGACCAUCUAUCCUUCUGUACAAACAAUAAAAUCCCUCACUUCUUGUGUGAUGUAAAUGUCUUGAUAAAACACUCAUGUUCUGACACACACAUUAAUGAAAUGUUAGUUCUUCUUUUAGGGGGGCCAGUAGUUUCAAUUUGCUUAAUAUGCAUUGUAGUCUCUUACACUCCUAUUGCUUCUGCUGUGUGGAAUGUCCCACCAGCUCGUGGAAAAUGGAAGACCUUUUCUACCUGUGGGUCCCACCUCUCUGUGGUCACUCUUUUUUAUGGAACUGUCACUGGUGUGUAUUUCAAUACCACAUCCACCUACACAAGCCAGAAAGACAUGAUAGCAACUGUGAUGUAUACAGAGGUCACCCCUACACUGAACCCUUUCAUCUACAGCCUCUGGAACAAUAACUUGAAAGGAGCCGUAGGGAAGCUUCUUGGCUUGAAACAUUUCUCCAAGAGACAAUUACAAUAUUUUUUGCCCUAUUUCAACAUAGAUGCAUAUUUCAUGGAGAAAAUGAAUGAUUGA
Vombatus ursinus (common wombat) is the source of this 999-nucleotide messenger RNA. RefSeq names its product olfactory receptor 1361-like. The transcript has a single exon. Gene Ontology annotation, molecular function: G protein-coupled receptor activity; olfactory receptor activity. NCBI's taxonomy places the organism in Eukaryota, Metazoa, Chordata, Mammalia, Diprotodontia, Vombatidae. Bases 1 to 999 code for a protein of 332 amino acids. Gene Ontology annotation, biological process: G protein-coupled receptor signaling pathway. Gene Ontology annotation, cellular component: membrane. The record is from RefSeq and is a predicted model, not a curated record.